Messenger RNA from Tarenaya hassleriana, 1485 nucleotides. RefSeq lists its product as uncharacterized. The record is from RefSeq and is a predicted model, not a curated record. Bases 16 to 1308 code for a protein of 430 amino acids. The transcript is spliced from 7 exons. Lineage: Eukaryota; Viridiplantae; Streptophyta; Magnoliopsida; Brassicales; Cleomaceae.
AGCACACCCUUUCCAAUGGUUUUUGCAAGAGAGUUAAGUGAGGACAUAUCAAAGGAAGAUCGGGUUGAGUUCUUGGAUUUAGUAAUGGCUCCUCAUCUUAAGGUGACCGGUUUACAGGUUAUGGUAAUGGCUGUCGCCAUCAUCACAGCUUCUGUCGGAGCAGCUGAAGUCUCCAAUGUCCAGAAGGCUGAAGUAAGUGGACGGUUGGAGCAACUUAACAAGCCCGCCGUUAAAUCUAUCCAGAGUCCUGAUGGAGAUAUAAUAGAUUGCGUUCCUAUCGCCAACCAACCAGCUUUUGAUCAUCCUUUGCUGAGAAACCACGUCAUCCAGAUGAGGCCAAGCUCGGAACCAGAAGGCGAUCUUACGUUAAACACCGGGAAAAAACCAAAGGCUAUGCGUCAGCUCUGGCGGAGGAAUGGAGAGUGCCCAAAAAACACUGUUCCGAUCAGAAGAACGAAAGAAGAAGAUCUCUUAAGAUCAACUUCCCUGGAAAGUUUCGGAAAAAAGAAUAGCAAAAUCAUCCAGCAAGUGGUAUCAAGUGAUCUAGGUGCUGCCCUCAGUGAGCUCGCCAUUAUCAAGACGGAGGAGGCUGGCGAUUUUUACGGUUCGAGAUCCGUUAUCAAUGUCUGGAAUCCCUUUGUCCAACAACCUGAUGAGUUUAGUUCGGCCCAGACUUGGGUUAUCGCCCGAAGUGGUUCUAAUAUCAACAUCAUCGAAGCUGGAUGGCAGGUCCAUCCAAACUUGUAUGGUGACUAUAACACGAGAUUUUUUAUUUCAUGGACACGUGACAAUUACCAAACCACAGGCUGUUUCGAUCUUCGGUGCUCAGGCUUUAUUCAGACGAGCGAUGAUAUCGCUCUUGGUGGAACCAUCGAUCGGAUAUCCGAGCACGGAAGUACCCAAUACAGUUUCAAUCUGCUAGUAUGGAAGGACGUACCAACAGGAAAUUGGUGGCUCCAAUUCGACGGAAUAAUCGUCGGCUACUGGCCGUCGUCAUUGUUCAGCACUCUAGCAGGUAGAGCGACGCAAGUACAAUGGGGAGGCGAAGUUCUGAACCAAAGAAGGUAUGGGCAAAGCACAGCUACGAAUAUGGGAAGCGGGCGAUUUCCAGAAGAAGGGUUCCAAAGGGCAGCCUUAUUCAGGAACGUUCAGAUAGUCGAUGCUUCUCGCGCUCUCGUAAAUCCGCCAACGAUUCUGACCUUCGCCCCGAGGCCGAAUUGCUACGAUAUCCGCGUCGGCACCACAAACGCAACGUGGGGGACUUAUUUCUACUUCGGUGGUCCUGGUAGAAACCCUAGCUGCCCAUGAGAAAGAAAUGUAUGCAUCUAUAUGGUCGCACAUGUAAAACGUGCAUGUACUCUUUGAAUUAUAUCCAGAGAGCGGAAUAUUUGUAUGGUGUGAUGUCUUGUAAUAACCAAACCACGUUUGGACUUGUCGUCGAAUAAAUGCUGAACUUUGCAUGCCAUACGGGCGUUUUAUGUGUGA